This is a messenger RNA of Podospora anserina S mat+, 1206 nucleotides long. RefSeq lists its product as uncharacterized. The transcript is spliced from 2 exons. NCBI's taxonomy places the organism in Eukaryota, Fungi, Ascomycota, Sordariomycetes, Sordariales, Podosporaceae. The record is from RefSeq and is a predicted model, not a curated record. The coding region runs from base 1 to 1206 and encodes 401 amino acids.
AUGAAGGCAUCGUGGCAUACGCAAACACUACUAUGGGCGGCAACCACCACAGCCCUGGUAGCCCGUGAUCCUGAGCCAUAUCAUUAUCAACCAUGCACUGGGGAUUACUGCUACGACGUCUCUUCUCUCGAACCACGAUUCUUCCCUGAGCUGGAGUCUGAACGCCUCCGAAUCUCCUACGGCCCCUUCACCACCCCCCCAUCUCACGAGAACAACGGCCAUUUCAAAACCUACUUCCGCACCAACCCCCCAUGCUACGACUGCUACCUCACCGCCAUCAAAGCCACCCUCCAGUACCCCAACGGCACAACCGCCAACACAAACACCUCCCUCUGGCUGCACCACGUAGCAAUCAUGAACCUAGUCCAGUCCUCCACCACCUGCCCAGACGGAGCAGAGAUCGUAUUCGCGAGCGGGAAUGAGAGGACCGAGGCAAAGAUCUCGCUUGAUGGGACGGUAUCCGCGGGGUAUUACAUCAACCCCCACGAUCUGUUGUUCCUCUUGCCUGAACUGAUGAACACAGCCCACAUCACACAGGAAGCGGUCAUUGCGGUUGAUUAUGAGUUUGUUACUUUGUCCGAUCUGUCUGUUGAGGCUGGAAUGAAGAAGGUCACGCCGGUAUGGCUGGAUGUAGACGGGACUUGCUCGCCUGAUGCGGGAGCUGUCACGGUGCCGAAGGGGGUAGGGGAGAGGUUUAGUCUGGAGAUGGAGCCGGAUUGGAGGAGUGAUAUAAGUGGGGAUAUUGUGUAUGUCGUGGGGCAUGUCCACGAUGGGGGGACGGGGGUGGAGGUGAGGAGGAAUGGGAAGGUUGUUUGUGAUGGGAGGGCGAAGUAUGGGGAGACGGAGGGGUAUAUCUCUGACGAAGGUCAUUCAGGAGGCUACGGGUAUGGAGAUGAUGGUCGUGUUGAUAGAAGGCAGCGGAGAGCUCUAGGGAAAGGGAAGAGCAGGGGGAAGAAAAAGGGAAAAGGCAAGGGGACAGUGCCUGAUUAUGAUGAUGGUGACGAGGAGCUUUCCACUCCUCCGAGACAGGGUCUUCACAUCUCCAGUAUCAGCACUUGCACCCUCCCAGGCCGGAUCGAAAAGGGAGACGAGUGGACUGUCGAGGCGAACUAUGACUUUACGAAGCACGCGCCGAUGGUACACGGGGGAGGGUUGGCGCCGGUGAUGGGGAUAAGUCUGAUGUAUGUUGUAGAAGAUGGGCAGUGA